UACAGACAACCCUUAAAUGCUGGAAACCCAGAAAAUGAUGUGAUUUUAGCCGCUAAAAUGAAGUUCUUAGCAUCUCAGACAAACAAGCUUCAGGAGAGAGUGGAAUCUGAAGGACUACACAGAAGAGUCAAGUCAUGGACCCCAAUCAAUGCUGCUGAUUCAUUGGACUUUCCACGUCUCUCAGAGGAGGAUCUGUGUAAUUUGACUAUUGGUGUUUACCAGUUAAAGCUGGCUAAGGGGUACACUGCUCAGCACAUGGAUGAAGAAGGUGAUUACGUCAUCAUGGUAAAUGCUGAUAUUCCUGAUGUUCUGCGGAUAAGGAUCCAGAGUCGACAUAUUUCAAGUAAACAAUACCUUCUUUGGAUAGAGCACUCAGAGGGAGCUGUUACUGGUUGGUAUUGCCAGUGUCGUGCUGGAGCCAGAGUUGUCGGGGCAUGUGCCCAUGUGGCUUCAGUUUUGUGGUUUCUCGGCUACGAGAGACACAAAAACUUUGCAGUGAAUACUACUCAAGACUGGGAUGACUAUCUUGAAGAUGCAGCUGUGCUUCCUGACUCAUCAGAAAGUGAAAUGAGCACAACCGAAGAGUGACAAGAAUUAUGCAUUUGAUUUACAUCCACUGCAUCAUUUCUUAAGGAGGCUGGGGGGUCAACAAAUUAACCAUAAACAGAUUUAACUUAUUUUUUUAGAUACGGUAUCUUUUAAGCUGUCAACUAUCAUUUGGCAAAGAAAAAAAUCAUACAUUUUAGUUUUGAAAAUUUGAUCAUUUUUGUAUAUUUUUAUAUGGAGCUCUUCUUUUAAAGGAGAUCAAAAUAGUCUAAAAAUGGCUGCCACACCCCAGCCUCGUUAACAUCUGUUAUAUAAUUGAGAAAUUAAAAAAUAGUACAUUGUACAUCCCAAUAACAUAUUAGAUUCAUUGCAUGAGUUUAACAAGUUCAGUUGUAAAUAUUGAAAGAUAAUAAUGUACCUUGACAAAUGAAAUGAUUUGUUAUUAUCAUUUGAUUAUACUU
This is a messenger RNA of Saccostrea cuccullata (small rock oyster), 1007 nucleotides long. RefSeq lists its product as uncharacterized. The coding region runs from base 58 to 588 and encodes 176 amino acids. The transcript has 2 exons. The record is from RefSeq and is a predicted model, not a curated record. Lineage: Eukaryota; Metazoa; Mollusca; Bivalvia; Ostreida; Ostreidae.